Dermochelys coriacea (leatherback sea turtle) is the source of this 2427-nucleotide messenger RNA. RefSeq lists its product as uncharacterized. NCBI's taxonomy places the organism in Eukaryota, Metazoa, Chordata, Testudines, Dermochelyidae. The record is from RefSeq and is a predicted model, not a curated record. The coding region runs from base 1 to 606 and encodes 201 amino acids. The transcript has 5 exons.
AUGAGCAGGAUUUGCCUCAUGCAUCUCUACUCAUACAACAUAAACCUGCAGUCGAAUAUGAGAAAGAACUGCAGCUUCUUAACCAAUGGUACAAACUGGAUGAAAAUUAUGACCCAGGUGUUUACAGGCUUCUACCUAUCAGUUUUGCAGCAAGAGGUUGAUCAAGGAUUCCAGAUCCAGGUCUCUCCAGAAGAUCACUGUCAUUGCUUCAAGAGAAACAUCAGUGACAUACAAUACUACCUGUCAAGCAAACAGGCUUCAAAAUAUAUUGAUAUCCAUCAACUGAGACCAGUGGUUAAUGCAAGACUGUAUGAAGCACACCAGAACUUCAUAGACAGCAUCCAUGCCAGACUUCGUCACACUAAUAUCUAUGAGACGAAUGUUAGUUGGGGAAAGGAUGGAAUCAACCCAAUCAGCAACAGAUCCGAUGCCUGCUACCUUGAACGCCUGUGCAGUGACUUUCAGAAAAUUGUCAUCACCCACUUCAACAGGAUGACUUGUUCAAAGAAUUUCCCUGAAGGGCUGGAUGCAAGGAAAAGAAAGCAAGUGUACAGAGCUUAUAGUGAUGAGAUUCUGGAGCACGUCCAGCAUUGUCGGGCACUAUGAGGCAGAGCAUACCAGGGCACUGUUCGGAUGAACUGAAAGGCCUGUUAGAGGAGCUCCCAGGCUACAAAUUCUGGGACUUACUGUGGCUAAGGUUUACCUCUGCCUUUCUCCUCCUCAGGGUCUAGUAUAGGGGAGCAUCAUCUUCUGGGAGCUGGGGUGGGUCACCUGAGAUUAGCUAUUUGUGGGGGAUGGGAUGGAAUGGAAUGGAGAGGAGAAAGAGCUCUGCAGCUGGUAAGUCAGGGCCAGGUCUUUUCUGAAGCAUGAUAAUGUGCAUUAUGAUCCAGUGUAAAUUCAUGAUCAUGCAUUAACUUAGAUGCACAUUAGUAUCUAGGGUCUCAGGAGAAACUAUAGUCUGUGGUAUCCUUUAAUUAUUCCAGAAAUAACACAUGAUCAAGUAACGAAAGAGUGGGUUAUAAUAAAUGGUCACAAGGGGCUAGAGUUAUGGUUGCAAUAGUAUGUGAAUAAACUGAGAAAGAGGUUCAUAUUUCAACCAGUAGGACUGCAGUAUAAAAAUUAAUUGAGAAAAGGAACAACAAAAUAGAGGUAGGAGAUAGGAAGAGGGUUGACUUAUCUCCGCCACAGGGUCUCUAUAACCGGCAAUGCACUAUUCAUUAGGUAGCAGAACCUUAGAAUGAGAAGGGAUGUGGGCACAACUGUAUCUCUGAUAGCACAGUUCUACCAAACUCAGAAUCUUUCAUGGGUUCCAUCAAAGUGGAUGCCAGAAUGUUUUUUGUCAUUGUUGCAUUUCAUAUGUAUGUUUGGAAGUUAGUGAGUGUAGUGAUUAUAGCACAGCACCGGGAGUUCUAUUCCUCUCUCCACUCUGGGCUCACUGAGUGACCUUGGCUAGAGACCUUUAACCAGUUUGUGCCUCUGCUUCCCCAUCUGUAAAAUUAGGAUAAUAGUAUGUACACUGUGGUAAGGCACUUUGAGAACUACACAUAAAGGUGCUGUAUUGUAAGGAAUCAGGGUGUAGGCAGUCCGGCUUAGUGGUCAUAGCUGGGCUGGGAACCACAUGUCAGGGAUGGUAGUUGAUGAGCUAAGGUCAGAGGAAUCACUAGAGCCAGGUUCAAUAAGCAAGAGUCAGGGUAAAAGUCAAGCCAGGGUCGGAGAUGGGAGAUCAGAAGUAGUACCAGGCUGGAAUCAGAGACUGGAGAUCAUAGGUAGUAACAGACUAGAAUUAGGAGGCAAGAGUCAGAGUCAGAAUUGGGCUAGGAUCAGAGGACAGGGAUCAGGUGAAGUCUGUGUGGUUGCCCAGAUAACUUCUGGGGCACCCUACAUGGUUAAAUAGGGUGUUUGGCCAAUCAGUGUGCUUCAAGGUACUGUUGCUUUGGGUAUCUUGGGCAGUACUUCCUGUGGCACCUACUCUCCACAGUGCUCUGGGGCAUGGCUCUGUAGGAAUGUUGACUGUCCCAGGCUCUGCAGACCUGGGUUAUAGUACCCGGAUCCUUACAUGUAAAAGUGCAAAGUAUUUGUAUACCAGCUCUCUACCUUUGUUUAAUCCUGGUCUUCACCUCAAGUUCUGUCCACUCCACUUAGUUAACAAAAAGCAGAUUUUAUAAUAAAAACUGCUUUUCAACACUGUUAACCCUGCUUCCCCUUCAUCUGGACAGCUAUGACCAGCCAUGCCCAAAGAAAUGUAAAACAAUCACCCAGCUAAACUGAUGAUGUUCAAGAGGGUUCCGCCCUUCUUGUCCUGUUGGCCAACAAUUUGGUAGUCUAUUAGUAUGGAUUCUGAGACAAAGAAGAGAGAGAUACUGCUUCCUGCAAGGCUUGUUGUUUUAUUAUCUCCUAGUCCAACAGCAUGCUAAACUCCUUGGCCCA